AGUAUUUUAUCUAUGAGAUGUGUUCCGGUGAGAUUGCGGCAGAUUGGUUUAACGUCAAAAUGGUCUGAUGUGGAUUGGGUCGCAGCGCCCGGAGCAAAGUGACUCGCCUCGCAUCAGAGAUGUGCCACUCUUCAUCACUGCAUCGCGUGCUGACCUGUGUUGGGCGUCCUCGUUUCUGGAGUCAACUGGAUUUUUGUUUUGAGAAAGAAACUGAUGGAAAUGCAUCAUUUAAUCCACAGAUACGGUUACAUUCAGUGGCAAAAAUAAUAGCCAAAAUGUCAUUAUUUCCCCUUGAAAUUUGAUGAUUCCCUACGAUUGUGACAGCACAUCCGCGUUAGAAAAAGAUCUAUAACAUUCAAUUAUUGUGCCUUCAGACGGCAAAUUGGGUCUCUAACAACAUAACAUCAUCCCAACAUGUUCCCUGAGAGUCGAGUAUUUUUAUAACCGGAGCUUGACAAAAGAAAGACCCACAAUGGAUUCCUUUUGUAUGAUUCGAUAACUGAUAAUCUCCCAUAAAGAGCCACUUAAGAGUAUAUUCUCGACGACUCUCUAUGCAUUUUUACAGUCUAUUUUUAGAAGCGUAUAGAACCUAACAUUGUCCUCCAGACAAUACCCUGGUGUACCUCCCACUGAAGCCAGUUAUCCGUCCUAUUUUAUCUCAGCACUGAUGGUGUAAAAAUCCUGCAUGGCACUAGCUUUUUUUCAGAUAAAUUGAAGUUGCUCUCAAACAGCUGUGGCUGUCAGGCGCUUGCUUGAGUAACAGAUUUCUUCUCCUGUGGCGACAUACUUCAAUGCCAGUGUAUCACAAUUUUUGACUGCUAAAUAUUUAGAGAUCAAGCAAUUUUUGUAGUAUGAAGGGUAACAAUCGUAAAAGGAUAAGUUUAAUCAAAAUGUCAAAAUUGGCAAAAAAGAAUAUCAAAAGAAGAAGAAUUACCUCAAAUUGCAACAAAAAAUACUUCCCAGUGGAAGUGGGUGCUUUGUGUUGACACUCUAUAUAAACAAGCGACAAGCCUAUCCCAUGGGUCCUUGUAUUGGGGUCCAUCUCAUGGUUAAUCAUUCCACUCCCAACACACAUCUGGUUUAUGCGAACAUUUUUUCACAGAAGGCUGAAGAGUCAUAAGCUAAAAUUGACUACCGUAAUUUCCCGAAUAUAAGGCGCACCCGUGUAUAAUGCGCACCCAAAAUGUACUUGUAAAAUCUAGGGAAAAUUAUUGUACCCGUUUAUAACGCGCACCCUAAUUUUAGCACCAAUAAUUAGAAGAAUACAAGAAAACAGAGCUCGUGUACAGAUACAGAAAUGUCAUUUUACUGACUGGUGAAACCCAGCACAAGCAUAGCACAUUGGUAGUUUAAAAAAUUACCGUAAACUGACAAUAUAUACGGUAAUAACAUGAUCUGACAACUUCAUCAACCAGAAUCCAGGAGAAAACAAAACAGAUGUGACUUUUCUUUUAAAGGCUGCUGUAUAACUUGCUCGUUUCAUAAUGAUGAAUAAAUGUUUCUUCCAUGGAUUGAUACGGUAAAAUAAAAGUGGUGAUUUAGGUCGGAAAUCAGAAGAGCGCCUCGCUGUUGACCAGGCCGCGGAUCGGUACCGGUCCGUGGCGCAUUUGGUACCGGGCCGCGCAGAAAUAAUAAAUAAUUUAUUAAUGACUGCAUUCUGGCCAAUUGACUUUGGCCUGUGCUGCUUAACACACCAAUAUCCCUGUCUCCUCUAGAUUUACAACUACAGGAUAGGAGGUCGUCAUAGAAAUGCAUUGAUUGGGAUGUUAGCACCAAAUCUCGUUCUGUAUAUCUAUGCGCGCUUGGACUCGAUAAUAACGUAUGACGUAGGUCGUCGCCAAUCACAUUUCUUCCCGGAAAUAAUUAGCCCCCACACCAGAAUGACUGAAUAACAGACGUCUUUGGACAGACUUUUUACGGGGAAAAGGGAACCUGACGAGCCAGAAGAUGUGCCUACAACCUCGAAGAAAACAAAAUUUAUGCUACUUCCCAAUGACUAAAGACCCACGAACUGCGAAGGAGUGAAUUUGUGACCCGUAUGUGAAUAAACCGAGUGAUUGGAGCAUGUCUGUGCAACAGGAAUAUCAGCUUGUAGAGAUUGCAAAUCACGGCGACCUUAAACGUACAUUUGAGACAACAACUCUACCGAAGUUCUGGAUUAAAGUCAUUUCGGAAUAUCCUGACAUCGCUAGGAGCGCGCUGAAAACUGUGCUACAAUUUCCAACAUCGUGUAUUUGUGAUGCUAGCUUCUCUCACGCUCCCAUCUCGGGACCAUCUCGUCUCAACGAAACAAACUCAGGCCUCCCACUGAUUCAGCGGUCCAGGAUGAUGCUGCCCCAGGUACCCAGGAGUACAUUAUGUUACGGCAGGACUCCAUCCACUCUGCGGAUAUAAGGAGUAAAGGAUCCCCCUUUCGUGCUAAGUGUCACGAAAUCUUCUGCUGCCCGCUGAAGCAAGCCGUCCACAAAGAGAACGCUGAGCCCGAAGAGCCCCAGCUGAAGGGGAUUGUGACCAAGCUGUACAGUCGGCAGGGUUUCCAUCUCCAGCUGCAGGCAGAUGGAACCAUUGAUGGAACCAAGGAGGAGGACAACGGCUACACCAUGUUCAACCUUAUUCCCGUGGGUCUGCGCGUGGUGGCCAUCCAGGGGGUGCAGACCAAACUCUAUCUGGCUAUGAACAGUGAGGGCUUCCUGUACACGUCGGAACACUUCACGCCGGAAUGCAAAUUCAAGGAGUCAGUGUUCGAGAACUACUAUGUGACGUACUCCUCCAUGAUAUACCGCCAGCAGCAGUCAGGCAGGGGCUGGUACCUCGGUCUGAACAAGGAGGGAGAAAUAAUGAAGGGCAACCAUGUCAAGAAGAACAAGCCGGCAGCCCACUUCCUUCCAAAACCUCUAAAGGUGGCGAUGUACAGAGAGCCAUCCCUCCACGACCUCACGGAAUUCUCCCGCUCCGGUAGCGGUACGCCCACCAAGAGUCGGAGCGCCUCGGCCAUGCUGAACGGCGGCAAAGCUGUGAGCCAGAAUGAGUCGACGUAGCGCCACCCGCCAGAAUUCAACCUUGAAACCUUACCUCCAGCAGAGCGCGAAUCCAAGCAGACCCUCUCUUGUAACAGCGGUUCGGCACUUGCUGCAACAUACUACGCAUUAACACCUAGAAAGCAUCAAUAACUACAAUUACAAAAACACACUAAUAGGCAUUUAUCAUGAUUUCCAACGCACAACAUUAACAAGACAUCAUGGCACAUUAAUAACUCAUCUGGACAAGUUUAGUCACUGAUUUACCACGUGAUCACUCAACUCUUAGCUAUUUUUUUGCUGAUGAUUUUUCUCAUUUUCUGUGCACAAUAACAGUUCUGAGUUCAUCUUAACUACAAGCACUUGUGUGUCCGUCAGACAGGGACGGGAAGUGAGUUAGUGGGCAUUCAGGGCAGCAGAUGUGGGUCUUGGAGGCUGCAAGGAUACAGUAAAAGCCUUGAUCUCUGUCAUCCAUGCUUCUGUGAAUACAAAGCCUAUAAACUCCCCGGCAUAGGCCGAUCUGGUUAUGCCGGCCAGACUGUAGCUCUUCUUUUGUCCUAGCGCACAUGCAUGGGGAAAGCGAGCCUACGCUCAUCUGGCCUGAUGUGAGGUCUGAGUGUAGAAGCUCUUUUAACUUUGUUUCCCUUCUAUGAGACGCCACAGCUGUCCUUCUUUUUGCUAAUUUCCGAAUUAGCCAAGAACCUUUCAUUUGGUUUAUCUGCUAGUUUUUGGUAAUCCCCUCUUGUUGUCCUCCCCUGCCAUUGUUUAGUAUUUUGGUCGCAAAGGGGUUCCAGCAAACCAAAGACCGAAUGAAAGAGUGUCCCUUUAAGCCAAGGAAGCCAAUUUAAAGGCAAGGCUUGAUGUUUUUUCUUCCCCUAAUGUACAUUUUUGAUAAACCCAGCAGAGGAAAUGAUGUCAGUCAAAUUGGAGUGUUCGAUGUUUUUCGAGGGGAUCCGCUUGACGACCGACGUACGAAACGACAUCCCCUUCCCUUUCUUGUUCUGUCAUAAAGUCUGUCUCUCGUCUUCGUGGUUUUUUCCUCCGUGAUCGUGUCAUUACUCCUCCUCGUCAUCCUUUUUGGUCGACUUCUUUUGACCGACAAUAGAAAUAUGGCUUCCCAGGAUGCUCGUUAUAUGUUUGAGUAACUUGUUGUGGUGAUAUUUUCUAUAUUUAAAAUAAAAAAAGAAUACUGUGGACUUUUAGGUGGCUUAACAUUUUAUAGGGAUGUCAUAUUUGUAAAAGUAUUUAAAAAAAAAAAAAAAAAAAAAGAAUGAAAAUAAGGGUGGGCUUCAUAAAUAAACAUCUUUCCUCUCUUGCACAGGGCAUGUACAAACACGAUGUACAAAAAAAGGGCACAUUUUGUGUCCAUUGAAGCGCCGUAUGGCUUCUUUCUGGUACAUGCUUUUUGCGGGACUUUUUGUUCUGGGUGCCCUCGAGAUUUGUAUUAGGUGAAUCUUUCUGUUGCAUGGGAGGACGCAGGGGACUUCUAGUCUUCAGCUGCAUGACGUAGGCUGUAUGUAAUUAACCCAUGUUGGAUCAUAUGUUCCAAGCUACCAGGAUAAACUUAAACAACAUUAUGCAGGCAGACAUCCAGGAUGCCUGAUGACUUCCAGUUGUUUAUUAUUUGUUGUAUACACAAAAAUGCACUGAAUAAAAGGUUUAUAUUAAGAUAUAAUUUUAAAAUGUGUCACUGUUUCUUCUUUUGUUUCCUUACCUUUUUCGUUUUGACAGUGGAGGCUACAGUAUAUUUUCAUUGAUUGCGGUCUAUUGUUGUCAGAGAGCUUGUCUUCGUUUUGUCCGCCGACAUUAAGUUUUAAGGCUGUUCAGGAACUAUAUGAAGCCCUCAGCUCACAUAUCAAAUCCCAAGUAUCUUAGGUCGGAGACAUCUAAUGUUCAAUAAGCAUAACUGCUGUGCUAAGCUGUGACCAGCCCUUGUACAUUGACAGAAGGUGGAAGGCUUCUACAUUCGCUUUGAGGGAAACAUCCAUAUUGGGUCAAAACCGAUAAUGAAAAGCCGAUAUUAUCGAAGUCAUUUUAAAAUGCUUUUAUGGGCCGAUAUUAAUCGGCUACUCAAUAAUAUAGGACAACUCCAUCUCCAUAUUUCCAUGUAAAUUCAAUAUUGGAAUUUUAAAAAUCGCACAGGGUUUAGAUACUGUUCCUCCCACUAUCCUUCCAGAUGCAUGAAUUUCCCACCUGUUGAAGCAUCGUAUUGCUGCCAAACCACGUAAUUGCUGAUUAAUCGACCCCAAAGUUAUAAUAGUCUCUGCGGACUCGUAAAAGUUAGCAAUAAAAAAUUGCAGUUAACAGUGCAAUACACAUCUUUAACUUUUUUUUUUUUUUUAAAUAACUUUAUUUUGUGACAUUUAUUCCACAAGAGACCAAGUGUUAACAAGGCUGUUAAAGACAGGAAGAAAAGAAUAUACACUGAAGGUUACAUGACUGCUGGCUCACAUUCAAAGCAGUAAGACACCAGCGUCACCAAACACUUGUUCAGGCAUUUUAUGAUAGCUCCUUGAAAGUUAUUAAUACUAUUAAGAAUUCCUGCUGAUUCCCAAAUUCUCACCUUGUGUUCUAUGCCAUUACAGUAAGUGAGCCCUUUUUCAAUGCAUUGCAAUAACAUCUCCAAGUGACAGAGUUGCUCACUGUCUAGUAUUAUGAUGAGGAGAAUUACACUUGAGUGUUACUAAAAACCAUUUUAUAAGUGAAGAGAAGGGAUGUUGUAGAGACAAAGCAGGAAAUAUAAACGAGGAGGUAAGGUUUUGCUAAUAAGGUCAGCUCUCGCUUUCGGCCUGUCUACAUGUUGAAUUGCACUUUCACUAAUUAGGCAUUUUGUUCAUGAUUAGUAUCCUAAGGUGGACAGCCACUCUGAAAAAGGCUGUCACAAUGGGAUUCAGAAAGAAAGUAUAUCGAGGGAAUCAACUGAAAAAUACUGAGGGCUUUAGAAAGUUUGAAUAAAGACAUCUCAUGCAUGUUGGUGAUUCAUUAAUCUUUAAUAUAACAUUUAAAAGCAUUGCAAUGUGUCCCUAGAUUUUCUAGAUUUGGUUUAUUCACCCGCAGAGAAAAUGGUGGUGUAGUGGUUUGCAUACAGUGUAUUCUGGCUUUCUCCCACAUUCUAAAAACGUGUGGUGCACGUAAAUUAUGAGUAAGCUUUUAUUUUGUGAGUCUGUCUUUUUUUGUUUGCGUCUCUCUGUCCUGCAAUCUCUCCAGGACCAAUUUUAAUCCAAAAUCACCUUUUUUUAACCACUUUUUUUUGUUUUGUUUUUUUGUUAUAAGGUACAUUUUUCUUCCCAGUCAUGAGCACAUGCCAAAAACAGGGCACUCUAAAAUAGGAUGUAUGUACUGUACGUCGCAAAUCUCUACCCUGGAACUCCAGCGACUGAGUCUGGCGACCAUCCGGCGGAUCAGAUUCCCAGGGCGGAGCAAGCCACAGCAAACAGACAGCGGAGUGGCCCAAUCAGCGACGGGCGGACGUGAUGUUGGUAAAGCGACAAACUAGCGCGAGCGGAGAAUGGAGAAGUUUAUUCAACAUGGCUAGCACAAGACAGACUGUUGUCAAUGACUUGUGUCGAUGUGUUUUUGGUAAUUUAAAACUGAUUUUACCGCGGAUUGGAACAUAUUCUCGGCUCUCCCAUUGGCCAUCUGUGUUGUUGUGGAGACAACUUCCAAUGCACAAGAGUGACGUUUUGUGGCCCCCCUUUUGGCAGCAAUAACUUCAACCAGACGCUUCCUGUAGGAGCAGAUCAGUCUGGCACAUCAAACAGGACUAAUCUUGGCCCAUUCUUCUCUACAAAACUGCUGUAGUUCAACCUGAUUCCUGGGAUGUCUGGCAUGAAUUGCUGUCUUUAGGUCAUGCCACAGCAUCUCAAUGGGGUUCAAGUCUGGCUAUGACUUGGCCACUCCAGAACGUAUUUUGUUCUUCUGAAACCAUUCUGAAGUUGAUUUACUUCAGUGUUUUGGAUCAUUGUCUUGUUGCAGCAUCCAUCGUCUUUUUAGCUUCAACUCUCUGACAGACGGCCUCAGGUUGUCCUGCAAAACAUCCUGAUAAAUGUUUGAAUUCAUUCUUCCAUUAAUGAUUGCAAGUUGACCAGGCCCUGAGGUAGCAAAACAGCCCCAAAACAUGAUGCUCCCUCCACCAUAUUACACAGUGGAAAUGAGGUGUUGAUGUUGGUGAGCUGUUCCAUUUUUCCUCCACGCAUGAUGUUGUGUGUUACUCCCAAACAAUUCAACUUUGGUUUCAUCAGUCCACAAAAUAUUUUGCCAAAACUUCUGUAAGGUGUCCAAGUGCCUUUUUGCGAACAUUAAACGAGCAACAAUGUUUUUUUUUCAGACAGCAGUGAAUGUCAUUGAAUGCCAUGAAUAUCAUUCUUUGCCAUAGUUUUACAUAUACUUGAUGUGUGCACAGAGAUACUGGACUGUGCCAGUGAUUUCUGUAAGUCUUUAGCAGACACGCUAGGGUUCUUUUUUACCUCUCUCAGUAUUCUGCGCUGAACUCUUGGCGUCAUCUUUGGUGGACGGCCACUCCUUGGGAGAGAAGCAACAGUGCCAAACUCUCUCCAUUUAUAGACAACUUCUCUGACUGUCGAUUCAUGAACAGCCAGACUUUUAGAGAUGGUUUUGUAUCCUUUCCCAGCUUUAUACAAUUCAACAAUUCUUGAUCGCAGAUCUUCAGACAGUUCUUUUGACCGAGCCAUGAUACACAUCAGACAAUGCUUCUUAUCAAGACAAUUCUUACCAGGUGUGUGUUUUAUAGUGGGCAGGGCAGC
Molecule: messenger RNA, 7780 nt
Organism: Corythoichthys intestinalis (scribbled pipefish)
Lineage: Eukaryota; Metazoa; Chordata; Actinopteri; Syngnathiformes; Syngnathidae
Gene: fgf13a
Product: fibroblast growth factor 13a
Exons: 6
Coding region: 2358-3038 (226 amino acids)
Biological process (GO): regulation of voltage-gated sodium channel activity
Cellular component (GO): nucleus; cytoplasm
Molecular function (GO): sodium channel regulator activity; growth factor activity
Source: RefSeq, a predicted model, not a curated record